Molecule: messenger RNA, 1821 nt
Organism: Dioscorea cayenensis subsp. rotundata (Guinea yam)
Lineage: Eukaryota; Viridiplantae; Streptophyta; Magnoliopsida; Dioscoreales; Dioscoreaceae
Product: pentatricopeptide repeat-containing protein At4g02820, mitochondrial
Exons: 2
Coding region: 28-1548 (506 amino acids)
Cellular component (GO): mitochondrion
Molecular function (GO): protein binding
Source: RefSeq, a predicted model, not a curated record
CCCCUUCGCUUUUUCAAUCGUUGAAAGAUGCGGAAAGAACUCGCGAUCGCUGCGGCGGCGCGCUACUUCUCGGCCGAGGCCCCGGCGAUUCCCUUUGCUUCUGGUGCCGGCGCUGGUGAAAAGGGUAAGGAUACGCUGGGCCGGCGACUGCUGAAGCUAAUAUACCCGAAGAGGAGCGCGGUGGUGGUGCUCCGGAAGUGGGCGGAGGAGGGGAAGAGCAUUCAGAAGUACCAGCUCAGCCGCGUUGUCCGUGAACUUCGUAAGUACAAGCGCUUCAAGCAUGCCCUCGAAAUAUGUGAAUGGAUGAGAACUCAAAAUGACAUCAAGUUGCUACCAGGAGACUAUGCUUUGCAUUUGGAUCUAAUAGCAAAGGUUCGUGGCUUAGCUAGCGCGGAGAAAUUUUUUGAAGACCUCCCUGAAAGAAUGAAGGGGCAGUCUACCAGCUCGGCUCUCCUCCACACGUAUGCCCAAAACAAUCUCCCCAUGAAGGCCGAGUCUCUAAUGAAGGAAAUGUCAGUUAAUGGUCUUCUAAGGUGUUCCCUUCCUUACAACCAUAUGAUGUCCCUUUACCUUUCCAGAGGGGAACUUGAGAAGAUACCAAAAGUGGUUGAGGAGUUGAAGAGGAAUACCAGUCCUAAUGAAGUCACUUAUAAUCUCUGGUUACGUUCAUAUGCUGUUAAAGAUGAUGCAGAGGGUGCCGAAAAGGUCUUUCUUGAGAUGAGAACAAGAAAAAUAGCUGCUGAUUGGGUUACAUACAGCACAAUGGCCAGCAUCUACAUCAAAGCCAACCUUCUUGAGAAAGCGAAGGAAGCACUAAAAAAGAUGGAAAUGAAGGUCACAAGGAAAGAGAGGUCUGGUUACUGUUCUCUUCUUAGCUUGCAUGCAAGCCUAUCUAAUAGAGAUGAAGUGGACCGAAUCUGGAACAAAAUGAAGUCCUUGUUCAGGAAAAUGAGUGAUUUCGAAUACAAGUGCAUGCUUUCAUCUCUGACAAAGUUGGAUGAUAUUAAAGAGGCCGAGAACAUCUACAGUGAAUGGGAAUCAAUGUCAGGAACGGGGGAUUCUAGGGUUCCAAAUAUUCUGCUGGCAUUUUACACCAAGAAUGGGAUGAUGGAGAAAGCCGAAAGUUUCCAUGAGCACACAAUACAAGUAGGAAUAAAGCCUUGUUACACUACUUGGGAGAUUCUAGCUAUGGGUUAUUUGAAUAAGAAGAAUAUGGGCAAGGUCUUAGAUUGUCUAGAGAAAGGCUUCUCAAGCCUGGAGAAAUGGGAGCCAAACAAGGUGCUUGUCCAAGCAGUAUUCACUAAGCUUGAGAAGUUGGCAGAUAUUGAAGGUGCAGAACGGUUUUUGGUCAUGCUUCGCAAUGCAGGAUAUGUGACAACCGAAAUCUACAACUCCCUGCUCCGGACUUAUGCAAAAGCUGGUAAAAUGCCUCUUAUAAUCUCUGAACGCAUGGAAACCGAUAAUGUUCAGCCAAAUGAAGAAACUCAGAGGUUGAUAAAAUUGACCAGCAGAUAUUGUGUAGGUUCAGUAUCAACACUAAUUUCUUGAUUAGAUUUUCUUUCUUUUAUUCUGUCUAUUUAAUUGAAAAACCUCAUUGCAGCAGUUUUGAUAGCACAGGAAGAAUGUCUUGUUGAGUAGUAUAUAUUAAACCAAGCAUAUAUACUCCUUGAGAGGAUUUCAGUAUUAGCUUCGUCCAAGUAAUUUUAUGGCUAUAGUUGUUUCAUGUUUGGUGCUAGGUAAUGUAUUUGAAGAUUCAUUGUACAUGAAUACAAAAGGCAACAAGUAUGUCACAGUAUGUGGAGUGUUCCUAGGAUGUCAUAA